This is a messenger RNA of Hyphopichia burtonii NRRL Y-1933, 1391 nucleotides long. Its product is annotated as S-methyl-5-thioribose-1-phosphate isomerase. The record is from RefSeq and is a predicted model, not a curated record. The transcript has a single exon. NCBI's taxonomy places the organism in Eukaryota, Fungi, Ascomycota, Pichiomycetes, Serinales, Debaryomycetaceae. Bases 100 to 1326 code for a protein of 408 amino acids. Gene Ontology annotation, molecular function: S-methyl-5-thioribose-1-phosphate isomerase activity.
AAAAAAAAAGACGUGAGAAAAAAAACUAUUACUUAUAAGAGCGAAACUGAUUCAAACGUGGUCUAAUACCAACUACUUCAUACCACGAGAGAUUUCAAAAUGACCACUACCGGCCUUCAAGCUAUAAAGUUUGAUAAAGAAAACAUAACUUUGGAAAUAUUGGACCAACUUUUGCUUCCAUAUUCAACGACCUAUAUUCCAAUCGAGUCAAUAAACGAUGCUUUUGAAGCUAUCAAAUCAAUGAAGGUUAGAGGAGCUCCUGCAAUUGCUAUUGUAGGUGUUUUCUCUGUUGUUGUCGAUACUCAUAGAUACUUAAACUCCAAAGAAGAAUCACUCAGAGAUAAAUCCAUCCAAGAUUUGAUUUCAUCAAUUGACUACUUGAUAACUUCAAGACCGACCGCAGUUAACCUUUCUAAUGCUCUUAAUGACAUCAAGUCUAUCUUGACUAAAUCAUACAAAGCUCAAACGUUGGUUAAUAAGAGUGUGUUAAAUGAUAUUUAUGACUACUCUGUAGCAUUGUAUGAAGACGAUUUAUCCAAUAACUUCAAACUUGGUGAUAAUGGUUUAAACUAUAUCACUGAAACUCUUAAAUCUCAAAACUUCAAGGGACCUUUUUCAAUCAUGACUAUUUGCAAUACUGGUUCUUUGGCUACCUCAGGUCAUGGAACUGCAUUAGGGAUCAUAAGAACCGUUCACGAAAAAUUAUCCAAAUCAUGCGGUCAAGACUUUUGGUUAGAUCAUGUUUACCCUCUUGAGACAAGACCUUAUAAUCAAGGAGCUAAGUUGACCACUUUCGAGCUAGAUUAUGAAAAAAUCCCCUUCACAUUAAUAUGUGAUAAUAUGGCCUCGUCGUUGAUUUCCUCUUUAGCGAAGGAAAAGGUGGUUAAAAACCUGUCUGCUCCAGUCAAAUUUAUAAUCGUUGGUGCUGAUAGAAUUGUAGAAAAUGGUGAUACUGCCAACAAAAUUGGUACUUUUCAAUUGUCCGUUAUUGCAAAUGCUUUUAAUCAUGCUUUUCAAGAUGAAUCUAAAAAAAUCAAAUUCAUUGUCGCUGCUCCAAGAACUACUAUCGACUUGAAAACUAAGACUGGCGAUGACAUCAUAAUUGAAGAAAGACCCCCAAAUGAAUUGACCACUUUGAAAGGUCCAAUCCUCUCUAAUAACUCCAUAGGAGAUAAAGUUACCGUUGGAAUAUCUACCCCAAACAUCAGUGUUUGGAACCCUAGUUUCGAUGUUACUCCUCAUAAUCUUAUUGAUAGCAUUGUUACUGAAGAACUCCCAGUGCAUACCAAGAACCCUAAAGGUGAAUUUGAUUUAAGUAGUAAUUAAAAUAUACAUUAUUUAUUAUCAUUAAAAUAACCGUGUAGCUAUGACUUUUUGUAUUCUAUUAAAGU